GGCAAACGAGAUUUGAAAUGAACCUAUAGUAUUCAUCAUUGGUGACACUUAUGUUUAUAUAGAGAAAUUAUGGCGAAUUGUUUUUAUUUGUGUAUAAUAUUAUUUGUAACCGUUAGAGCAGUACGAAUAUAUUCAGAAAACGAUGAAAUCUUAUCCGAUAAGGAGAUUACUCUUAACACAAACGAGACAUUCUCAAUGAUCUGUAAGGGCAUCGAUCAUGUGAGAUGGAUUGGACCUAACGAUUCGGAAAAUGAAACUAAAUUUAUAUCCAAAAAUACGGAAGAGACAAGCAAAAUUGAGUUGAGAAAGAUUUCACACCAACAUGUAGGAAAUUAUACUUGUAAGGAUUAUAAUGAUUCAACAUCAGUUUAUUUGUACGUUAAAGAUGAGGAAAAUUUGGCUGUAAAUUUAAAAAAAUGGGAUAUUGUAGAAAGCCCUCAAAUAAUAAUUCCCUGUCGACCAGCAUUUCCUGAGGUAAAUGUCACUUUGUUUGAAUUAUAUGAUGAUCGGAUAAAUGCAUUUUUUGACCCUAAAGUUGGAUUCAUAUUUAACGAUUUUAAGUUUGUUAUUACAAAAACAGACUAUUGUUGUAAGUAUACUUAUCAAGACAAAAUAAUAUUUCAAUAUGUAUCUAUAAAGAAAGAUGAACCUGUGACUUCUGACUUAGUUGAAAUGAGGGAGGAAAAUGAAGCUCAUAACGAAAUAGGUCAACCUUUGAUUUUGCACUGUACACUUUCAGACAAUUCAAUUUAUGUUUAUAAUCGUACUUGGAUGCCGGCGGGUGGCUUUGACAAAAGAAGAAUGAAAAUUACUGAAACCGAAGAUUCAAUUCAAUUGACCGUUAAUCCAACUAUUGUAUCCGAUAAUGGCACUUAUACAUGUGUAAUUUUUGACCGCCAUGGACCACAUUACUUUACUAAAGAGGUAAAGUUGUACGAACAAAACGAAAGUUUUUUAUGGAUUAAUGACAAUAUGCUUAGUAAUAUAAGCGUUUCCGUAUCACCUGAUGGAAUACCACUUGUUUGGAAUAUCGAAAUUCGCGGACACCCACAUCCUACUGUUACAUGGUACAGAAAUGAAAAAGUCAUUAAGAACUCAGAAAAAUAUGAAACUAUGCCCCAAGGGAAACGACAUUUUUUAAUAAGAAUUUUUAAUGCGAUUAUGGAUGAUUAUGGAAUAUAUAAACUGGAAGCCACAAAUGGGAAGCAAACUGAAGUCAGGGAAUUAUUCCUAAAUAUCACAGGAAAACCAACGGUGUCCCUACAAUUGGAACCAAUUUAUUUGGCUAAUUCAAUGUGCAAAUUUACAUGCCGUGUAACAUCAAACCCUUCCCCUGAAAUUACAUGGCAAGUUAAAAAGUGCCACAAAUGUGAAUAUCAGAAGAUUAACGAAACGAUGGCUUCACAAAUAGAAGAUAUAAAAUACACUUCAACCCUAAUAUAUAAAUUUCAAGAAAAUGGAUUUGUUAAAUGUAUUGCCAAUAACUUUAUUGAUGGAUCAGUCGUUGAAAAACGUGUUUUUGUCUCAGAUAUUUCAAACGGAUUCAACAUUUUCAAUUUUAACGAUCUUAUGAAUGUGAACUUAAACUUAAGUUCUGCUGAAGUAGCUAUUGGAGAAACAAUGUCCAUGACUUGUGGUACUUCAUUUGAAAGGGAAUCAAAUUUAGAUUGGUAUAUUAAUGGCAAACUUAUUGAAGGCAGUGAUGGCACACUUAUUGAACGAAGCUCUACCAGAUAUAGCAAUAGAACUAGUUUGGUUAUCAAAAAUAUUAAGUACAACAUGUCUGGUGAAUACAAAUGUCAGACGAAAUCUGGAAAAUAUUCGAAGAUUAUUAAAUUGAAAGUAUCCAAACCUACACCACCUCGAAUUGAAACUUAUGUUGAGACUGUUGAAAUUUCCGAACCUCUUCCUACUCAAAUUUUCUGUAACGUAACUGGUAUUCCUAAACCAAUCAUUAAGUGGUUAAAGAAUUCAGAAACAUUUAAUCAACCCAAUAUUGAGACAUCAGGAGAUAAACGAUUUUUGAAAUUUUCCAAAACGAAUUUAUACGACGAGGGUACAUAUACAUGUAUAGCUCAAAAUUCUCAAGGAACUCAUCAAAAAAAUAUUAAAUUAAUUAUAUCAAACAAACCACCCAGCUCGAUUUACCUCCAUAUCACAAUCGCUUUAAUUCUAAUAGCAGCACUGAUUCUCUCUAUAUUUUUAAUCAUUCAUAUAAAAAGAGAAAGAUUACUACAAAGGGAGUUAAAAGCAGCAGGCUUGGCGAACUUCAAAACUGGACAAACAGAGAACAUAAAUCCCGAUCUGGGACUCGACGAUCAAGCUGAGUUACUACCAUAUAAUGAAAAGUGGGAAUUUCCAAUUGAAAAAUUAAUUAUAGAAAAACAACUGGGGUCUGGAGCUUUUGGGGUUGUUAAAAAAGCAAUUGCCAAAAAUAUAAUUCCUGGAGAAGAUAAAACAAUAGUGGCUGUAAAAAUGGUAAAAAAAACUGCUGAUAAUUUGCACAUUAAAGCUUUGGCCACUGAAUUAAAAAUUAUGGUCCAUUUGGGACAACAUUUAAAUGUGGUUAAUUUAUUAGGAGCUGUCACAACAAACGUGGCAAAAAGGGAGUUGAUGGUAAUUGUUGAAUACUGUAGAUUUGGGAACCUUCAAAAUUUUUUGUUCCGUCACAGGGACUGUUUUAUUAAUCAGCUAAAUCCAAUUAAUGGCUACGUAGAUUACACAAUAGGGAUAGAUAUUUUAGAAGGGGCAAAAUCUAGUAACAACAGAAUUCCGAACCGUUCUUGGUCGCCUAAAAGUAUCACUAGCACGUUCGACUUCAAAGGGUCAUCUUCUGGUAAUAAUCAAGCCGACACAACUGAAAUGACCAAUAUUUCUAUAAAUUCGUCCGGUUACGUGUCUAACAGUACUAGACGCCCCAGCCUUAGUCCACUGUGGAGAUCAAACAUAACUGGCGAUUACAAAUUUGCAGGAAAACCAAUUUGUACAAGAGAUUUGAUAUCUUGGUCUUUCCAAAUUGCUAGGGGAAUGGCAUAUCUGGCGUCAAGAAAAGUGUUGCACGGUGAUCUUGCAGCCAGAAAUGUUCUUUUGGCUGAUAACAAUAUUGUAAAAAUAUGCGACUUUGGGUUAGCGAAAACCAUGUACAAAGACGACAAUUACAUGAAGAAAGGUGAUGGACCUCUUCCAAUAAAAUGGAUGGCCAUAGAAUCAAUAAGAGAUAAGAUAUUUUCUACCCAAUCAGAUGUUUGGUCUUUUGGAAUAACUUGCUGGGAAAUAUUCUCUUUAGGAAGGAAUCCUUAUCCUGGAUUUAAUAUCAAUAAUGAGUUCGUCAUAAAACUUUUAAAGGGAUAUAGGAUGGAACGUCCAGAAUUCUCGCCAAGUGAAAUGUACAAGAUUAUGUACGAUUGUUGGACAGCAAAGCCUACUGAUAGGCCAACUUUUACACAAUUGGAAGAAAAAAUUGGUAAAUUACUAGAGGAUUCCACAAAGGAAUAUUAUAUCGCCUUAAACGAUCCUUACAUGCAAAUGAACACCAAGAAACAACUCGAAGAAACUGACUAUUUAAGAAUGAUGUGCUCGCCUGACUUCAAAAACCUAUCGUCACCUUCGUAUCUAAUCAAUUCAGAUAGCCAAGAUGAAGGGUACUUAACUUCAAGCGAGAUUUUUAGCCCAAGAAUAGAAAAUGAGAAUGUGUUUAGCUUUGAUGUAAGCAACUACAAGAAACCUUCGCAAUAUGCUGGUUGUGAAAUGCAGAUGGAAACGCUCGUAGAGUCUGACAAUGAAACUAAUUUGCACAUACCAGAUACUUUCGAUAACCCAAGUUAUCAUGUAAUGCCAAAAAAUGACAACAAUUACAUGCAUAUGAAAGGAGAUAAUGAAGUAAACAGAACCUGCAAUGAUGAUGUGAUACGAGAAGCACCAUAUGUCAAUAGUUCGGUGCUUGUAAAUUAAAAUUAAUAAUAUAAUAACAUAGUGAAUUCGGACGUAUUAUUAAUGAAUUAUAGAAUUAUUAAUGUGUAAUAUACAAAUAUGUAAAUUUUAUUACAUAUAUUUUGCCAAAGAUUCUUCUUGUACUUAAUAAUUUAGGUUAGCUUUUAA
This is a messenger RNA of Aethina tumida (small hive beetle), 4098 nucleotides long. RefSeq names its product vascular endothelial growth factor receptor 1. Gene Ontology annotation, molecular function: transmembrane receptor protein tyrosine kinase activity; ATP binding. The record is from RefSeq and is a predicted model, not a curated record. Gene Ontology annotation, biological process: positive regulation of kinase activity; protein phosphorylation; multicellular organism development. Gene Ontology annotation, cellular component: signaling receptor complex. Bases 70 to 3951 code for a protein of 1293 amino acids. Lineage: Eukaryota; Metazoa; Arthropoda; Insecta; Coleoptera; Nitidulidae. The transcript is spliced from 23 exons.